Aspergillus nidulans FGSC A4 is the source of this 1734-nucleotide messenger RNA. It is a transcript of the gene mirD, whose product is annotated as putative MFS siderophore iron transporter. Bases 1 to 1734 code for a protein of 577 amino acids. The record is from RefSeq and is a predicted model, not a curated record. Lineage: Eukaryota; Fungi; Ascomycota; Eurotiomycetes; Eurotiales; Aspergillaceae. Gene Ontology annotation, biological process: transmembrane transport. Gene Ontology annotation, cellular component: membrane. The transcript is spliced from 4 exons. Gene Ontology annotation, molecular function: transmembrane transporter activity.
AUGUUGGCGUUGCAGAGGUCCCGGUCUUCAAGUACUGAAGCCACCCCCCUACUAGGGGACAGUCCAAGUCCAAGGAUAGAACACAAUGUCUCUACAGAGGAUCCGGAGGCAGCUCAGGAUGGGGUGAAACAGGCUGAGGCUAUCACCAUGGUCUGGUCGAAGAAAUCCUUGGUGGCGGCAUAUAUCCUGAUGUUUCUCUUAUACUUCGUGAAUGCAUUCCAAUCGUCUAUCACCAGCAAUCUCUCGGCCUUCGUGACCAGCGGCUUCGAAUCGCACUCCCUCAUCCCUGUCAUCUACAUCGUGUCCAGUGUCAUGUCGUCGGCGACCUAUAUGCCUCUCGCAAAGAUACUGAAUGUCUGGGAUCGAUCAAUUGGGUUUUUGAUUAUGGUAGCAUUCGCGACCCUAGGGCUGGUCUUGUCUGCGACAUGCACAGAUAUCAUGACGUACUCCAUAUCGCAGGUAUUCUACACUAUCGGUUUUGCUGGUAUGAUCUUUAGCAUCGAUGUGAUUACGGCUGAUACGUCGUCGCUGCGCGAUCGCGGCCUUGCGUAUGCGUUUACUUCGUCGCCUUAUAUCAUCACUGCAUUCGCAGGCUCAGCCGCGUCAGAGCGCUUCUAUGCUUAUAAUUGGCGAUGGGCAUAUGGCAGCUUUGCUAUUAUCCUCCCCAUUGUUGCCUUGCCAAUGUUUGGCAUACUACAGUAUAAUCGGUACAAGGCGAAGCAGAAAGGUCUCUUGCCCAAGAAGGAACACCACGAUAGAACAAUUGCGCAGAGCAUUGUCUUUUACGCUAUAGAGCUGGACCUCCUAGGAGUGUUCCUCUUAGCAACAGGUUUAGUGCUCUUCCUCCUCCCAUUCACUAUUGCCGGUUCGACUGUGGACGAGUGGAAAUCCAGCUAUAUCAUCACCAUGCUUAUCACUGGUAUCGGCUGUCUGGUCACCUUCAUCCUCACAGAGCGUUUCGUCGCGCCAGUUCCUUUCCUCCCCUGGGAAUUACUAGCAUCCCGCACAGUCCUCGGGGCCUGCCUACUUGGGACGUCGUACCAGAUCGCCUUUUACUGCUGGAACGAGUACUAUACCUCAUACCUGCAAGUUGUCUACGGAACCUCGAUCUCAACCGCCGGCUACAUCAGCAGCAUCUUCAACGUCAUUUCCGGCAUUUGGCUCCUAGCUGUGGGGUUCCUCAUCAAAAAGACCUCCCGAUUCCGAUGGCUGUUGUUCUGGGCUGUACCGCUAUACAUGCUCGGCGUCACUCUGAUGAUCUACUUCCGCAAACCCGGCUGGUCCGUGGGUUACUUGAUCUUGUGCCAAGUUCUGAUCGCGUUCGGCGGCAGUACAAUGAUCAGCUGUCAGCAGGUUGCUGUUUCCGCAGCGUCCGACCACAACAACAUCGCAUCUGCCCUGGCAUUCCUAGGUGUGUUUGGGUCUAUGGGUGGGGCCGUGGGGAGUAGUAUCUCCGGUGCUAUCUGGACCAACACCCUACCUGGCGCCUUGAAGAGGCUGCUCCCUGAGUCUGCAAAGGCAGACUGGAGGGUCAUCUAUGAAUCGCUUGAGAUCCAACUGAGCUAUCCUGUCGGCUCGCCAGUUAGACUUGCAAUUGCUUCUGCUUAUGCUGAGACACAGACAAAAAUGCUGAUUGCAGGCACCGGGAUCAUGGCGUUGUCGCUGAUAUGGAUGUUCCUGAUAAAAGAUAUCCGGCUUAGCAAGGAUGCACAGAGUAAGGGAGUUGUGCUUUAG